Panonychus citri (citrus red mite) is the source of this 1747-nucleotide messenger RNA. RefSeq names its product alpha-(1,6)-fucosyltransferase-like (gene FucT6). The coding region runs from base 471 to 1466 and encodes 331 amino acids. Gene Ontology annotation, molecular function: alpha-(1->6)-fucosyltransferase activity. Lineage: Eukaryota; Metazoa; Arthropoda; Arachnida; Trombidiformes; Tetranychidae. The transcript has 3 exons. The record is from RefSeq and is a predicted model, not a curated record. Gene Ontology annotation, biological process: protein N-linked glycosylation.
GAUGAAGAUCCAUUGAGAGGAUGUUUGAGUUGUUUCAUUUUCUAAUUCAGUUUACAACAAUUCCAUCACCUGAUAGUCUAAUUGUGACGCAUUUAAUCAAUUAAUUGUUCGUCUUGUAUUCUAAUUGACUCGAUGAUGUGUUAGAACAAUUAAUAAGCUUUGGAAUUGUCAACAAUUAAGAAAAUAGAAUCGAUUGUUUUUCUUUUUCUUCUCAAAAAGUGUCAAUGUUUCAUUCCUGUUUUCCUUUCUUCUUCAACGUGUUAUUUAUUUAAUCCACUGUAACUGGUUUAGUGUGAUGAGAGUUUUCAAUUUCCAGAAUUAAUAUCACAAUUAUGAUUAUCCUUUUCAUUGGUCCAGUAUUAAAGGAAAUCAAUCUCAUCAUAAUCAACGCUUUAAACAACAACAACAACAGUUGAUCAAAUAGAUGUAACAUCGAUAAUCACUGAUAAUCAAACGUUAAUUGUUCACUGAUGGCCCUUAAUUUUGCUUAUGCUGGUCGUGUCUUGGUUGGUGUUGUUUUUGUUUGGUUACUGUUGAUAUUUUUCAUUGGUGGUCCUCUCCUUAAACGGACUGAAGGUGAUUAUAGUUUGAUUAACAGUGAAAAUGGUGAAUUAAUAUUGGCCAGAUUAUCUCGUGCUACCAGUGAAUUGGACUCCCUGAAAGCUCAAAAUGAAGAGCUUCGAAAUUUGUUACAAAAUUAUAUUCCAUUGGAUUUCCAGCUGAAUAAAGCAUCAGAUCUAUUGAAGGACAGUAAUGGUCCAUCUCCUCAAUUGCCUCUUGUGGCUGAGGCUCAGAAUCAGAAUUUACAGUCUCCCUUGUCAUCAGCCUUAGUACCAUCAUUGUCUUCAUCAUCUCCAUCAUCUGUACCUUUAUCAUCACCUUUUUCAUCAGUACCAAAUCUUAAAUAUGAACAGGCCAGAAGACGCCUUUCAUUUAGCUACAAUGAACUUGCAUUUUUCCUCAACAAUCAAUUUAAACACAACACAACUCUCCUUAAAUUUGUCAAUGAACAUCGGGCCAGUUUCAUGUAUGAUCUUGGAUCUCUAUCGGAUCGCGAUUAUGAAUGGCGUAAAAAUGAGCUUAAAAAGCUGACCAAAUUUUUCCUUGAUGUAGUUGACAAAUUACAGAAUCCUGUUGAUUGUGCCACCGCCAAUAAAUUGGUUUGUCGUUUAAACAAAGGCUGUGGAUUCGGCUGUCAAAUGCACCAUGUUUCUUAUUGCAUGGUUGUUGCUCUUGCCACCCAAAGAACGAUGAUAAUUGAUUCAAAUAAUUGGCGUUAUGUUUCAAAUCAAAAUGCUCAUGGGACAAGAGAACCCUCUUGGAACUUAAUCUUCCAACCAAUCAGCAGAACUUGUCUUACCGCCGAGGGAAAAUCUCGUAAACCGUGGAGCGAUGGUUCAACAGCCCAGGUCAGACCAUUUUCCCACCUUGAUUCAAAUCUCACUCAGAUCAGUGAAUCAGCUUAAAGUAUUUACAAUGAAUACUAAAUGUAUUCAAGUAGAGUUACAAUGAAUAUCAUCCUGAAUACGAUUCAGAUUUCACCCUGGCACCUUUGCCAAUUGUAUUCACUCACUUCCUUGCAUUGGAUUGCAAGGAAACAAACACUUAAACCAGUCACCUUGAAAAAAAAACACUCUAUCCAAUUCAAUCAAUUAAUAGAAAUUUAUCCUUUUACAUUUCACCCUAAUUCAGUUGACUGGUAUCUUUUGAUUGAAGUUUCAGUGAACAUGAAUUAGAGAUGAAAACU